Molecule: messenger RNA, 1400 nt
Organism: Owenia fusiformis
Lineage: Eukaryota; Metazoa; Annelida; Polychaeta; Sabellida; Oweniidae
Source: the annotation of a GenBank genome assembly
CCUUAUUUGACCUUGAGAUACUUCCGUAUUUUUCAAAGGUUUGAAGAGUUGUAUUCCACUGACUUAAAGCCUUAUUUGUCUCUGAAUAUGCUUGCCGACUGGAAUAUUUUAUAUCUUUGUUAACUGGAGGGCAUUUUAAACAAUACAAGGGCUUGAUACAGUCGGCGUUAGGACUUUGGUUCUUGCUGUUCCUGGCAACGGACAUUUGCACUGUUUGAUAACAGCGACGAAUAACAUACAUGUACGACCAGUGCGCUAGCCGGGUACAGCCGAUCAGAACAACGUACCUUGCAAUUUACAACGUAUGUUGUAAAAAUGGAGGUCUGCAUCGACUCCGUGGCGUCUGCCAUUAAUGCUGAGAAAGGUGGUGCGAUUCGUGUUGAAUUGUGUGCCAAUCUUAUGGAAGGAGGCACCACCCCAAGUCUUGGUAUGCUAAAGACAGUCAAAGAAUUCACAAACCUCCCUGUUUUUGUCAUGAUACGACCACGAGGCGGUGACUUUUUGUACACUGACGCUGAAGUAACUGUCAUGAAAAAUGACAUCACAGCCUUGAAGACUGCCGGUGCAGAUGGUUUUGUAAUUGGCGUCCUAACAGAAGAAGGUGAAAUAGAUAAAGACACAUGCAGACAACUCAUAGGCUUGUGUCGACCCCGUCCAGUUACAUUUCACAGAGCAAUCGACAUGUGUAAACGAUACGAGACUGCUUUAGAAACUAUAAUACAGCUUGGUUGUGAGAGAGUACUUACUAGUGGACUAGAAAAUUCUGCUUUAGAGGGCGUACCUGUCAUAAAGAACAUGGUAGAUAUUGCUAAAGAAAGAAUCAUAGUGAUGCCAGGUGGUGGUAUUAAUGAGCGAAAUCUGCAACGAAUUCUUGAUGGAACUGGUGCCAAAGAAUUCCACUGCUCUGCCAGAUCGACAAUCCCCUCAAACAUGUCAUAUAGAAACACUGCAGUAGCCAUGGGGGCUAGCAUAAGCCCACCAGAGUUCCAAAGAAAAAUAACAGACAUCGACAAAGUUCGAAAAUUAGUGUAUAUCGCUAAAGGAGUAACACAUGAUUGAUGACUAUUUUGUGAACAUUUUCUUUAUUUUUAUGUGGGAAAUCAAUAAGAAACAAUCACAUGCUCUUGUGACAAAUAUACAUUAUUUUGUUAUAUCUUUGUUGGUUUAAGGAUUACACAAUUCGCCCAUAGCAGUUUUGUCCCGAACAUUGUGGGAAGGGAUAUGUCUCAGGUAUAACAUAAACUUCGGUUGACUUGUAGAUUGUGCUCAGUGACGGUGUCGUGAAAGCCGCCUGAAAAUAUAAAAAGCUAGUGAAUCGGAAUUUCGCUUUGGCGUGAUACGUAUUAAUUGUAAAUAUUUGAGUUUUUAUUUUGCACUUGAUAGACUACUAGAUAUAGAAG